Mangifera indica (mango) is the source of this 2143-nucleotide messenger RNA. RefSeq lists its product as uncharacterized. The record is from RefSeq and is a predicted model, not a curated record. Gene Ontology annotation, molecular function: DNA binding. Lineage: Eukaryota; Viridiplantae; Streptophyta; Magnoliopsida; Sapindales; Anacardiaceae. The transcript is spliced from 7 exons. Bases 193 to 1944 code for a protein of 583 amino acids.
GUUUACGAGGUUCUCCCCCUCUUAGAAUUCUCGUGUCUGGAUUCUCUUCUUUUCUAUUCUCUUCUCUACUCUACUCCGACAAUACUACUCCAGUUACUUUCUCCUCCGCUUACUACAUUUAUCACAUCAUUCAUGUUGUUUCAGUGAAACUCAGUAACACAUUUGCUUUGGAUUCUGAAUGAGCUCCCAUCGAUGCCUUUAUUAGAUAUUGUUCCUGCUCAGCCUUAUUUGCAUAAUCAUCUGGGUCAACUGACGGCUCAAACCCUUACUCAUGCUAAACUUUUGUCAAGUAAAUUUAUUUCUGGAGAUGAAAAGCGACUGUGCUUUGCAUCGAAAUCAUUCCAAUUCCCUAUAAAAACAAAUUAUAGCUUUCGACCCCUUGAGACGCGGGGAGUUAAAUUCCUAAGCACUGCUGUUGCCACCGUUGAACCUGAGUAUUUAAUUCUUGAGGAAGAUGGACAAAAGGAUAAAAUGCUGGGUGUGGAUUCAAGUCCAUCAACAACUCAGCUUCAGUCAUCUAAUGGAAACUCUACUGAAUUGGAUGAGAGAGAACGAUUAAGACGGAUGAGAAUUUCUAAAGCAAAUAAAGGAAACACACCAUGGAACAAAGGAAGGAAACAUAGUGCUGAAACCCUUCAACGGAUCAGAGAGAGAACAAGGCUUGCAAUGCAGGAUCCAAAGGUCAAAAUGAAGUUAGCUAAUCUUGGACAUGCUCAGAGCUCAGAGACUAGGAAAAAAAUUGCGGUUGGAGUACGUAUGGGGUGGAAAAAGCGCCGUGAGAAGUUGAUGAUUCAGGAACAUUGUUAUUUUGAGUGGCAAAACUUGAUUGCAGAAGCUUCUAGAAGGGGUCUGGUGGGUGAGGAAGAGUUGCAAUGGAAUUCUUUUAAGAUAUUAGAUGAACAGCUUAAGCAGGAGUGGUUGGAGCGUCUUGAACAAAGGAAAUCUAUGUCUAGGCCAAAAGGUAGCAAGAGAGCUCCAAAGUCCCCUGAACAAAGAAAGAAAAUUGCAGAAGCAAUUGCUGCCAAAUGGGCUGAUCCGACUUACCGGGAGCGGGUUUAUACUGGGCUGGCAAAAUAUCAUGGCAUUCCAGCUGGAGCUGAAAGAAAGCCUAGGAGAAAGCCAAGUGGUGAUGGGCAGUCUAGAAGACGAAACUCCACAAAGGAAAAAACAGAUAUUUCCCUAAUGAUGGAGCCUCCAAGCCGAAUUGAGAGGUUGAGAUUGAAGAGAGGUAAUACACCCUUGUAUAAGGAUCCUUCUGCUUGUUCUAAGCUGGAGAUGAUAAAGAACAUCAGAGCACAAAGAGCAGCUGAAGAAUUAAAGAAAAUUGAAGCUAUAGAACGAGCAAGAUUAUUAAUUGCUGAAGCGGAGAAGGCUGCAAAAGCCCUUGAGGUUGCUGCCACAAAGAGCCCUAUUGCUCGAGCUUCCCUCAUGGAAACGAGGAAGCUAAUAGCUGAAGCGGUACAAUUAAUUGAAUCCAUAGAAAUGGGGCAGGUCAUGGCCAAAAAUGAAAAUGGUGUAUAUCAUUCAAUUGAUUCAGCUGAAGUGGUUUGCUAUGUCAAAGAGGAAAUAGAUACACAGAAUGGAGGUUUGAGCCAACCGGAACAUAUGAAAGUAAAUGGAACUCAAACAAUACCAAGUAAAGACGAGGCUUUCAACUUUGGUAGCUUCACGAUGCAAGAUAAACUGAACAGGAAGGAACUUCUUUCUAAAAAUUCCAACGGAUAUAAUUUGCAGACACUGAAUUUGGAGAACCUAAUAAGAAAAUCAGAUUCAACAAGGCAACUUGGCCAUUUGGAACCAAAUGGAAACGUCAAAUGUGAAAAGAAUCUUCAACCAAAUGGAGCAAAGGUUCACAGUAUGGAAGAGCAAACGACUGGUAAAGUAAAAAGUAUGACUAAAAAGUGGGUUCGUGGGAGGCUUGUUGAAGUGAUAGAAGGAGCAUAAUUCUCUAUUUCAGAAGAUAGUUGUUAACCCGGCAAAUCUUUUUUUAAUCUAAUAUCAUUAUUUUACUAAUGUAAUAUUUAUAGAGCUACAUACACCAUCAUUAGUGCUUAUAAGCCUAUGUAGUAUGUAUUACUUCAUAUCAGCAUUCAAUGAUGGGCUACUUUUACAAUUUUAGUGAGUAGUUCACUGCUUUUUCUCA